This is a messenger RNA of Dinoponera quadriceps, 7006 nucleotides long. RefSeq names its product casein kinase I isoform gamma-3 (gene gish). Lineage: Eukaryota; Metazoa; Arthropoda; Insecta; Hymenoptera; Formicidae. Gene Ontology annotation, molecular function: ATP binding; protein serine/threonine kinase activity. Bases 2128 to 3579 code for a protein of 483 amino acids. The record is from RefSeq and is a predicted model, not a curated record. The transcript has 10 exons. Gene Ontology annotation, cellular component: cytoplasm; nucleus; plasma membrane. Gene Ontology annotation, biological process: endocytosis; positive regulation of canonical Wnt signaling pathway; signal transduction.
AAUCAGCUUCUCGUUUCAAUUCAUCCACGAGACCAGGCGAUUGGCUGCCGUGCAGACCCUCAUUCCUCGUCGUAUCUCUCACGUCGACACCGUUAUAAUUUCGGUAAGUUCCAUUUUCGGUGCUUACGAGGGCCACCUCCGUGGCCAAGCGUCGAAGUCUCGUUCGACCUCGUCUGAAAGUAAGGAACCGUUAUCGCACGCUCGUCGAUAUUUCAGAUUAGCCCGUACCGGUCGUCGUCUCCGGUUUCUACGCGCCGUCGGGCGAAUCGGACGCGCUCGAAUCGCGAGUAAUCGGGAUUGGCAGACCUGCCGGUGCCCGUAGCAACACGAUUCACCUAUGGUCCCGUGGAACGCUGUCCUGUCGUCCGCGAGAUUUUGAUCGCGGGUGAGACAAGUCCCGGGGUGUCGUGCGUGCGAUCGUACGACGGUGUGAGAUUGCGCGCGGGCGGCUCUAUGUAACGCGAAAGCGUCCCGCGGUACCUGCUGCAGCUGGCCUGCCGUUGUCCGCGAAUUUGGAGCUACGGAGCGGGAGGAGGGGGGGGCGAAGGAAAGAGAGAGAGAGAGAGUGCCAAGGUAGAACGCGUCCGUCAGAAUUCGGCGAGCGUCGUGUCGUGGCGGCAGUGACAGAGGGGUAAGAAACGAGAGAGAGAGAGCGUUCCCGUGUGAGAGCGAUCGGGCAUUCCGUUGGCACAUUGCGAUUGCGGAGUGAGAGAGAGAGACUCUCGGUGCGCGGAGAGAGCGCGCGUCGUCAGAGGAAAGACAGCGCAAAAAUGCGGGUAUGUACUCGUACAUAGCGUAGGUGGUUAAAAGGAAGACGUGCGCGCGGGGCUCUAGGGAAUCUCGCGGUCCUGGCGUUGCCAGUCCGGAAAUCGACGGACGGGAGGCCCGAGGUGCUCCGGAUCGAGUUCGCGAGUCGCCGAGUGAAGUUGCGUCGAGUCGUGUCGUGUCGUGUCGGGUGACCGAGGCGGAGCGGAGUGUGAAGUAAAGAGCAGUUGAGAUCUUGAUCGCGCGGAUACACGCGGUUCAUUCGUUCGUACGUGCGUAUGUACACACGCUCAUUCGUCCGUCCGUCGUUCGUUCGUUCGUUCGCUGACUGGUUGGCGUAAUUCGUGUGUGGGUCGGCGGUGCGUAAUGGAGGUGCCGACGGUCGCGAAAUUCGUUCGCGGUACCAGAACCAGCAGCACCGGCAGCAUCGGCAAGAGCAGCAGCGGCAACAACAACAACAACAGCAGGAGCGGCAACAGCACAGCCGUGCACGAGAACGACCGCCGCCGCUGUCGCCGCCACGGUAAUGCCGUGCGCCGCGUCGUCGCGUGAGCCGCGCGAUUCCUGUCGUCGACUGUUCCACCCGGUCGGCCGCCGGGCGAGAGAGGCGGGCCGAAAUUGCUAUGGGAUCGUCCGGACCGACGACGCUCGUCAACGCUGCGACGACCGCUCUGUACCUCCCGCUGCCGUGACGAUCACCACCGGUCGCGCCGGCCGAAGAAGGAGGAGCACAAGCAGCAUCGAUACGCUUCCUCGACGCGCCGCGACGCACCGCACCCUUCCACGGCGUCCUGCGUAUCUAUCGUUCCUAAGGUGUAAACAUUUGGAGACAGAGUGAAGGCGGAGGAGAAAGAAAGAGGUAGUUUUAGUGAGCAAGAAAGAGAUACAGAGAGAGAGGGAGGGAGAGAGAGAGAAGAGCGCGUGAGCGAGAAAUAAAUCGGCGAUAAAGCGAGAGGUUAGGCUUGGCACGGGGAUUGAUCCCCGAGAGAUGGCAUCGCCCGUCGAACUCUGACAGUCAGCCAGCCAGCCAGCUCCCCUCGGCAUAUCCCCUGUUCCCCGCGCUCUUCCGCGCCCUACGCGAGUGUACACCGCGCCCGCGCGUGCCCUUUUCCACUCGCGGAAAUUACGGCGAGUGUCGCGUCGUGUUCCACCGUGUCGUAUACCCGUCCCGCUGUCCGGAGCACGAGGUAUGCCCUGCACAGGGAUCGAUGCUCGUCGCUGAUAUCGGAUUGACGUCGUCGCCGUCGUCUAAUCGCGUGGCCGACGUCGACGCGAGCGUGUAGUGAGCAUUCGUGUGACCGCGCGCCGCGUCAGUUGGAUCGUAUCGAUCUCGCAAUCGUGGAUAACAACGGCCGGUACGAGAUGCAGAAGCCAGGGCACGUGAGGGACCGUGAGAGCCGCGACAAGGAGCAGCUCGGGGCGCGCAAUGACCAGGAGGUCACCAAGAGGCCGUCCAAGGGCAGCGGCAACGCCGGCCGACCGAACGUGCACUCGUCCCGGCACAGCGUCACCUCGUCGUCCGGCGUGCUCAUGGUCGGCCCGAACUUCCGGGUCGGCAAGAAAAUCGGCUGUGGCAACUUCGGCGAGCUCCGACUCGGGAAGAACCUGUAUAAUAAUGAGCACGUAGCAAUUAAAAUGGAACCAAUGAAGUCAAAGGCACCACAGCUACAUUUAGAGUAUAGGUUUUACAAAUUAUUAGGUUCACAUGUUUGUAACACAAAUCUAGAGGGUAUACCGGAGGUGUACUACUUCGGCCCGUGCGGGAAGUACAACGCCCUGGUGAUGGAACUCCUCGGGCCGAGCCUCGAAGACCUCUUCGACAUUUGCGGCAGGAGGUUCACCCUCAAGACCGUUCUCAACAUUGCCACACAGCUCCUCCAUAGGAUAGAAUACGUUCAUAGUCGGCAUUUGAUAUACCGCGACAUCAAACCGGAAAAUUUUCUGAUAGGACGAUCCACUACCAAGCGGGAAAAGAUCAUUCACAUAAUCGAUUUUGGACUAGCCAAAGAAUACAUAGACUUGGAGACAAACAAACAUAUUCCUUAUCGGGAACACAAGAGUCUCACUGGUACGGCGCGUUACAUGAGCAUCAACACGCAUCUUGGCAAAGAGCAGAGCAGAAGGGACGACCUGGAGGCGCUCGGGCACAUGUUCAUGUACUUCCUGCGCGGUAGCUUGCCGUGGCAAGGGCUCAAGGCCGACACGUUGAAGGAGCGCUACCAGAAGAUCGGCGACACGAAACGAGCGACGCCGAUCGAGGUGCUCUGCGACGGCCAUCCCGAAGAGAUGGCCACGUAUCUCCGUUACGUCCGUAGACUGGACUUCUUCGAGACGCCGGACUACGAAUACUUGAGGAAGCUCUUCCAUGACCUGUACGAGAGACGCGGUUUCGUCAACGACGGCGAGUUCGAUUGGACCGGCAAGCCGAUGUCCACGCCCGUCGGGUCUCUUCAAACCGGCCAGGAGAUCGUCGUGUCGCCCAAUCGUGACCGGCAUCCCGCCGCUUACAAGGACGUGGCAGGUGGAGGGGUGGGAGGUGGGGGCGGUAAAGGGGUGGGAGCCACGUGGCCAGAUACUGUGAAGCAGUCAGGAGCCGGUGGUACAUUGACACCUGCUGACAGGCACGGCUCUGUACAGGUGGUAUCGUCCACGAACGGGGAACUGGCUAACGACGAUCCGACUGCUGGCCACUCCAACACACCAAUCACGGCGCCUCAGGAAGUGGACAUGAUCGACGAAACCAAUGUUUGCUUCAUUUCCAGAUGCUGUUGCUUCUUCAAGCGCAAGAAGAAGAAAAGUGGAAGGCAGAAAUGACUGUCCGUUAUCGUUGGUCUCGGGGGGGCGGUGCAGUGCGCGGUUAAUAGUGCCGAUCAGCCCGGGGCGGCGGCCGGAGCGCGCGGCGGACUCACCGCCGUGGCGACGUCGAGGACGGGCGGCAGGCGCGUCGCCGGCGGAGGAUUGGGCGACGGCAACAGGGACUCCAGCAGCGCCGAUCCUGAGAGGGAAGCCGUCACCCUGUUGCGCGUCGGCAGCCGCUCGGCGUCCCGGGACUCGGUGCUGCACACCACCGUCACGAUGACGCCGACACCGACGCCGCCGCCGCUGUCCAACUGAGCCAGCGCACCACCACCACCAUCGUCGGAAACAUCCUAACCCGUCUGUCGUUGCUGUUAUCAUUUGUGACCCGGUGGACGGUCGUCGCGGACUGUCGAGGAUCGAGAGUGAAAGCGCUUUUCUCACCGGCCGAGCUUUUCGGCAGAGAUAAGCGGACUCGAGGACGACGACGACAAGGGGGAUUGUUCGCCUUCCUCCACCAGUCGCUCAUGGUCGUCGCGGCCGAUGAUGACUUCUCGGUGUAGUGCGUCGGAGUUCCGUGGUACUUUGUUUAUCACUGCAGUUAGAAUCGUUCUAGGUACUGUUCUGUGUAUAACGAAAGCGUGUCGCGCGCGACUGAUCGGCUCGAGUUCAUCGGCGUUUACUUAAGACUCUAGACUCGCUGCUCGAAUGCUUGAUUACCGAACCUUCAUUAAAACUCACACGAGAGCUGCCGGAGACUUUCCUUCGUUUCUCUCACCCUGGUUUUUUUCUUCUUUUUACACGUCGUUCGCUGUAUACACGGAGUGUCGUUUGAACAGAUGAGACACAGGGUCGGUGGAGCGAUGCACUUUGCGACUGAUGCGGAGAGUUUGCUUUUCCCGCACGGGGGAAAUUGAUUAAUCGCUGGUGUCUCUCGAGUGACGAGCGCGUGGCGGAGUUUGUUGCAAUUUUAACGGGUCAAAUUGGACGUAGCGUGGUGCUGGUUCCGAGCGAUCCCCGCGGCGGCUCUCCGCUGCGAUCACGCAGGUUUUAGCCGAGCGUUCGUUCGCUGAUACGCGACCUCUCGUCCUUUAAACCGUUGAAUCGUGCGAAUUCAACGGUAAUAAGAUUUCUAUUGAAAUUUCCACUAGGAUUAAAUCCACGAUUGAUUCGGUAAAUGCAUCCUCGGCCAUCGACAGCCAUCUUUUCAGAUAUCAGCUCCUGUGAUCGGACCCGGUACAUACUUCCUUCCAGCUGUCCUGCCCUAUCGUCGUGAACAAGUCGACGAAUAUUCCUCGUGGCCUCGAGCCACUGAUAUAGGAGUCGAGGCGUUUGGCGAAUCCACCACUCACCUACUUACCGAACGAUCCCUCUCGUUUAUGGCCGAGAAAGGCUGAUCUCGUGCUAUUAUAAUUGCUAUUAUUGUCAUGAUUACAUUUCAUCUUGUUGCUGCCCUUACGGAUUACUACUACUACUACUGCUAUUAUUACUACUACUAUUACUACAACUAUUACUACUCUACUAGUGCUACGAUUACUAUUAUUACAAUAUAUCUUUCAUUAUUAUUAUUUUAUUUUAUUUUUCAUCAUUAUUAUAUAUUACGCUCUAUUAUUAUUAUUAAUAUUAUUAUUAUUACAUUGAUCCUUCGCAAUCAUCAUCAUGAUCGUUGUUCACGAUCACCGUUCCGACUUUCAUUAUCAUCAUCAUCCUCAUCAUCACUGUCCUCCUCAUCGUCCAUUAACACGUUGACUGCCACGUAAUGGAGGGAAAGAGAGGGGGUCACUCGUGAGCGGCGCGAUAAUAUUGAUCACAUUUCAUUAAUUUCUAAACCAAUUGCAUAUAUAACAAAUGAAGUAUGUAACGAGGACAACAUGGAGCUGAUGAAACGAGCUAACGAACAUAUAUGAACACAUUUCGCGGAUUACUACACAUUUAUUUACCGUGUGUGUUUACCUUUUGGUGAAUCGGACUUCAGUUGAGCGUUGAAAUAAUCCGUGAAAAUCAGCGUGGCGGUCAGCGUGUUGAUUGCGUAUCGACGUAUGUCAUCGCACCGACGCAUGUCGCCGUUGACUCAGAAAGAGAACGGCCGUCGACGGCGGCCGUGACGACGGUUCGUCACUGGUAAAAGCCCGGAUCAUCAUCCCGCAUUACACAGUAGGAGUAAGGAAUUGACGUACCGAUGAUGCUGAGAGAACUUGUUUGUGCCUACGACUCUCUCCUUGUACCACAGGGACGCUUUUUAAUAUACGCCGCGUAUAUUGCGAUAUAGUUUGUAUACGCGUCGCGAUUCUCACGUGUUGCGGCUCGUUGCGGCGAAAACACACCGCGUUAUCGUAUACUUGAAUUGUAAACGAAUCGAAGCUACACAGAUCUCAUUGUAUUCACACGCCCCCCCGCAGGACGAUAAUCGAGCAUAGUGUGAUCCCUUCCUCCCCGCCCGACUUGUAUCGAUCGAGAGAUUUCGAUUGUCGCGAAGUCCCGGUUAUACAGUGAUCCGUGAAAGGCAUGAAACUGAAACGACGAUCGCGCUCUCUCCGCCGUUCGGCACCUCGGGAUGGGAUCGAGAGUACGGAAUUUGUACAUACGAUAAGUAUUCUUCUACCUUUCUCCCCAUUCUCAUUUCCCUUUCGCCGGGUUCGCGAGUAGAAGAAUCGUCUCACGAAUCGCGAGGGUGUAUACUGUUUACAAAGCGAAUACUCCCUAAUUUCGUUAGCUUGUAUUUAUUUUCUUUUUCGAGUUCUUUCAUUUUUUUUUUUUUUUUCAUCCAAGAGAGACACAUGAGAUGACGAUUCUGAUGUAUUAGAGUAUGUUUCUAGUAUGCGAGCAUUUUGUACAGCGAACAAACGAUUUCGCGACGUUAAUUCCGCGUGGUGCAUGGUCGUAGUCCCAAGAGAGAGGACGAAAAGAAGAGAGCAGAGCAGUAUUAGCGGUUACAUCACUAUAUAAGCGUCUUUCGUCGAGAGAGACGAGAUACCGUGGAGUUGUGUCCUUGUCUUUAGCAGUCCGCGGCGUUCGAAUUAAUUGUCGAAGUGCUUUCUUUCGCGUUUCUUACACUGCCCGUCGUUUUUCUACACAGAGUUCUACUCUCAUGAACGUACCGAUAAUUUCGUCACCGUCGCGCCGGGCUGACCGCCGUGAUAUACUCAUUCCUCCGACUGAAGAGCGCGAGAUAUCUUCUCGUACGUAAAUAACAUCAUCUUCGACGCGAGAUUUGCGCGAGAUCGUUGUUACUUUUUCAGCGGAUUCCAUCUGCCACUCGCUCCUCCGUCUCGCAUCUUUCAAAUUUCCAGACGCUAAUCGCGCCAGCGAAAUGUGCCCCCCCCCCCCUCCUGCACUUUCCAAAGCAAUAUCAGUUUCGGUUUCAUGCCUUCCGAGACGAGAAAUUAUCAUAUGUGAGAGUGAUCUAUCGUGAGGACAAUUGAAAAUAAUUACAUUUUACAUAACA